Messenger RNA from Mollisia scopiformis, 981 nucleotides. RefSeq names its product NAD(P)-binding protein. The coding region runs from base 1 to 981 and encodes 326 amino acids. The record is from RefSeq and is a predicted model, not a curated record. The transcript is spliced from 2 exons. NCBI's taxonomy places the organism in Eukaryota, Fungi, Ascomycota, Leotiomycetes, Helotiales, Mollisiaceae.
AUGGCUUCUCCAAAAGUCAACGUACUAGUCACAGGUGCAAACGGCUAUAUUGGAAACGCAGUCGCCCACGCCUUCGUCCGCGCAGGCUACAGAACCUACGGCCUCGUCCGAGACCCCAACAUCUGCUCCUGCCUCGCCUCCUCAGAAAUCGUCCCCCUCCUCGGCUCCUCCAGCGAUACCUCUUUCUUGCCCUCUCUCAAAGCUCAAGGAAUCGUCUUCGGUAUCAUCGUGUCAACAACCUCUCCUGAUGCAGCUUCAGACUACGUCCCACACUACAACGACACCAUCUCCCUCUUCCGGACCCUGGCUACUGCUUCCAACGCUGCUAGAAUCAGACCACUAGUCCUCUUCACUUCAGGCUGUAAAGACUACGGCGCAGGCCCCCUCGCCAACACCCCGGGUCUGGAACCACAGACUGAACUCUCCCCCUUGAAUCCGCAGCCGAGUCUUGUGGAUCGCGCCAAUUGCUCCAUCAAGACAUUUGAGAAUAACGAUCUCUUUGAUACGGUGGUGACGAGGCCGACGCAUGCGGCGAAGAAGGUGGGUGAGUGGGUUGUGGAGGAGGAUGGGAUGACGAUUUUGCAUGCGUUGCAUGUGGAUGAUUGUGCGGAUGCUUAUGUGGCGCUUGCGGAAUGUGAGAGGGGGGUUGUGGCGGGACAGUGUUAUAAUAUCUCGUCCAGGAGGUUCGAGACUUUGGAUGAGAUCUUGAAUGCGUUGGUGAAGGAAUAUGGGAUCGAGGGUGGUGUGAGGUAUGUGAAGAGGGAGGGGCCGCCGGGGCCGAAGGCCAAGUUGUUGGGGUUCAGUCAGUGGGUUGGGAGUGAGAAGUUGAGGCGGGAUACGGGGUGGACGGAUAAGAGGUUGUUGUUCUCUGAGGGGGUGAAGCAGUAUCGGGUUGCGUACGAGGCGGCGGUUGAGAGAGGCGAUGAGAGGUUGGCGAAGUUGAUGAAGAAGGUUGCGGGAAGACAUCCUGGUCAGAAAUAG